Abrus precatorius (Indian licorice) is the source of this 1320-nucleotide messenger RNA. Its product is annotated as basic 7S globulin 2-like. The transcript has a single exon. Gene Ontology annotation, molecular function: aspartic-type endopeptidase activity. NCBI's taxonomy places the organism in Eukaryota, Viridiplantae, Streptophyta, Magnoliopsida, Fabales, Fabaceae. Gene Ontology annotation, biological process: proteolysis. Bases 1 to 1287 code for a protein of 428 amino acids. The record is from RefSeq and is a predicted model, not a curated record.
AUGGCUUCAUUUGCCGUCAAUUUCUUCCUCUUCACAAUAGCCCUUCUCUCAAUUCCCAUCUUAUCACAAUCAAAGGGCAAAACCCAACUCCGACCCUUUAUCUUACCCAUUGAGAAAGACCCAAAAACCAAUCUGUUUUAUACUUCAGUUGGCAUAGGAAACCCUCGACACGACAUGGAUCUAGUCAUUGAUCUUGGAGGACCAUUCCUAUGGUAUGACUGCAAUGAUCGCUACAAUUCUACGACAUACCAUCCUAUCCAUUGUGCAUCCAAAAGGUGCCCCGGAGGUAGUGGAUGCAGUGGCUGUAACGGCCCUUUUAGGCCAGGCUGCUCAAAUGACACAUGCGGAGCCUUCAUUGUCAACCCCUUUGCUAACUCUAUUUUCACUGGGGACACGGGUGAGGAUGUGUUGUUCCUAUCAAAUACCAAAGUGUUUGGUCUACUUUCCGGGUGCACUGGCUCAGAUGGAUUUACUGAUGAAGCACUUCUAAGAGGCUUACCUGAAUCUGGUAAAGGUAUAUUAGGCCUUGCAAGGACACAACUUGCAUUACAAACGCAGCUCACAUUAUCUCACAACCUUCCUCGCAAGUUUGCACUUUGCUUACCAUCUUCAAACAAGAAAGGACUUGGCAACCUCUUCAUUGGUGGGGCACCUCAUAUUUCUAUUCCUCAUCAAAAUGUUUCUCUUAUGCUCACCACCCCUCUCAUUGUUAACCCCUUUAGCACGGCUCCAAUCUUUGGUGAAGGUGACCCCUCUUAUGAAUACUUCAUAGUUGCGAAAUCAAUCAAGGUUGGUGGUGAAAUUCUCAACGUGAAGUCUUCCCUUCUUUCCGUUGACAAUAAGGGACAAGGUGGAACCAAAAUUAGCACCAUGAAUCCCUUCACCGUGUUACAUAGUGCCAUAUACAAACCCCUUGUUAGAGGUUUUGUGAAGAAAGCAUCCGAUAAAAAAAUAAAAAGAGUGGCAUCAGUGGCACCAUUUGGAGCAUGUUUUGAAGUCAGCACCAUUGGUAGGACCAUUACUGGACUAGAUGUGCCCACUAUUGAGUUGGAGUUGGAAGGUGGAGUGCAGUGGACAAUUUAUGGUGGGAAUUCAAUGGUAUUGGUGAACAAAAAAGUAGCAUGUCUUGGAUUUGUGGAUGGAGGUAAAGAGUCAAGAACAUCGGUUGUUAUUGGUGGACAUGUGUUGGAAGAGAACCUUUUGGAGUUCGAUUUAGUUUCCUCCAAACUAAGCUUUAGCUCCUCUCUCCUCCUUCAUAAUGCAAGAUGCUCCAGCUUUAGAAGCUAAUUUCUGUCCCUUUCAACUUGGUUUGAUGAUGAG